GAUGCUGAGGAAACGGGCCAGGGGCGAGCCGAAGGAGUUGUGCGAACUGCAGCAGGAAGUUGCGAUGGCGGAUGCGAAGACGAGGGCUGUCUUUCGACGACGUGUGGCUUUGAGGGCGCUUGAGGUCGGUCUUGCUGUUGUUGCUAUUCUACUUGCCUGGGCGAUUUCCUUUCAGUCUCGGACCCGAGGGAUGGGUUUGCUUUAGUGUGACUCUUGCUCGCUUGGGAGAGUCGAGGCAGAGGUCAAAGGACAAAGACUUCCUUUUGUCAUGAAGUCGCACUCUCAAGCCAACAAUAUCAAGCGUUGCUGUGAACAAUAUCAAGCAAGUCGCUCGCAGCACACAAAGGACAGCCCGACCGUGCAUCACAGUAGCAAACGACAGUAUAUCUUGAUCCACACUCGCACAUCCCCCAUCAUCUCUUUCCACCUGCUCAUCCUAGAACACACAGAAGCCCACCUUCCGCCCCUUACCCAAACCAACCAAAACUUCCCCAACAUGUUCUACUCCAAACUCAUCCUCACCGGCCUGCUGGCCAUGGCUCUCGGCACAGCCGCCAUGCCCGAAGACCUCCCCCUCACCACCUUCAAAGGAGGCGAACCGGGGCGCGUGAGCGAGCGCAAGGGCCACAAAGAGCACAAGCACCACGAAAUGAAGGAGCACAAGCACCACGCCGACCGCCCGGACUUCGAGGAGCCCAACCCGUACGACGAGUACGGCGAGUUCGACGACGAGUACGAUGGCGAGGAGGGCGAGGGCGCAGGCAUGUUUGUCAAGCGCGAUCCGCAUUUCGACUGGAAGGCUGUCGGGCUCCCGCGUCCCCAUCGCCACCAUCAUCAUCACCAUCGUUUCGAUCGCCAUGGCAUUUUCCGCACUUCGACUUUCAAUUAUCACCCGCCGCCUCCGCCUCCUGCGACGAAGCACCAUUACCCCGCGACCCAGACCGUUGCUACUAUCUACCUUUAGAGGGGGAUGGGUGGCGAGGUGUGUUGAGCGCGGUGGGUGUGCCAGGUGCGGGCGAGGGGUCUUCGUUUCGCCGUUGACGGUGUGAAUAUAUUGAUUUCGGUUUUGUUGUUCGCUGUUGUCC
Molecule: messenger RNA, 1085 nt
Organism: Neohortaea acidophila
Lineage: Eukaryota; Fungi; Ascomycota; Dothideomycetes; Mycosphaerellales; Teratosphaeriaceae
Exons: 2
Coding region: 269-964 (231 amino acids)
Source: RefSeq, a predicted model, not a curated record